Vicia villosa (hairy vetch) is the source of this 995-nucleotide messenger RNA. RefSeq lists its product as uncharacterized. The transcript has 3 exons. Gene Ontology annotation, biological process: RNA processing. NCBI's taxonomy places the organism in Eukaryota, Viridiplantae, Streptophyta, Magnoliopsida, Fabales, Fabaceae. The coding region runs from base 1 to 738 and encodes 245 amino acids. The record is from RefSeq and is a predicted model, not a curated record. Gene Ontology annotation, molecular function: protein binding.
AUGGAGUAUCAGAAGGUGUUGGGGGACAAACAUUUAGUGGUUGGGAUUAAGGAUAAGAGUAGAAGGAGGUGGUUGAAUACUGUUUGGGAUGGUGAGGGGAUUCCAGAGAAGGGAGGCGGGAAAUUCAAACCGGUGGCGAGUGGGUUCGAUGGGGAUGGCCGGUUUGAUCAAACCGGAACCGGGAUUUCAAAUGGAGGUGUUUAUAAAACAGGGGAAAAUGAACCGGAGUCGGUUUUAGGAAAAGAAGAUGAAGAAGAGGAAACAAAACUAUGGGAAAAUAUGGUGGAAGAAGCUUCUAGAAUGGAAGUGGAUUUAGAUCGAGAAGCAAUGAAACGAUUCGUUUCACCGAUUUCUGCUAUGAUUGAAUCUGAUGAUUAUGCUGAGUAUUUGAGAACAGAACUUGUUUAUCAAACCGCUUUGUCUCAAGAACCAAACAAUGGUCUUUUACUUGCUAACUAUGCUCAGUUUCUUUACAUCGUUGCACAUGAAUUUGAAAGGGCAGAGGAAUACUUCAAAAAAGCUAUAGAAGUGGAGCCACCGGAUGCUGAGUCGUUUAACAAAUACGCAAUGUUUUUAUGGAAAGUGAAAAACGAUUUGUGGGCUGCUGAGGAGACAUAUUUGGAGGCUAUUUCAGCUGAACCUAGUAACACUUACUAUGCUGCAAAUUAUGCUCAUUUUCUAUGGAAUACUGGUGGAGAGGAUACGUGUUUUCCUCUUGAUAAUUCUCAAGAAGUUUAAGUUAAAAUGAGAUGAAAGUUGGAGGGAAAUAUAUUUAGAGAAAAGAGAAAAAGAAAAAUGAAAAAAUUUUGUAGCUUAUAUCGAACUUUUUUCAAUCUUUUGAUUUUUUUUUUAUGGGGUGGAUAGGUUGGGGUGAAGAUCAGUGAAAGAGAGGGAAUAAUCUUGGGAUAUUUGUACAAUUGUAAUUAUAUAACUGUACAUAACUCUUACAAUGGAUCUUUUAAUUUAAUUUAUAGUACAUGUUAAUCUUUGAUCAA